AUGCCGAUGGGAUCUCGGGGCCGGUACGGGCGGUCUCCGUGUCCUUCCCGCUGCGAUCCAGCGGCCGCUCCCGGGCAGCGUCGUUCUCCUGGCGGGCGCGGCAGCGGCACAGCACCGGCUCCCUGCCGCCGCAGCCGGAGCGUGCCCGGAGCCCCGGCGGGACCCAGCCCCGCGCCGGCCGCAGCCAGAGCGGCGCCGCCUGUCCCGGAGCGGCUCCUCCCGCCCGCGGUGAUGCCGGUCCCGAUCCCAGCCCGGAUCCCCCCUCGAUCCUUCGGCCCCAGCACCCCGGGUACCUACCCCAGUACCCUGCCCGCCGAGGAAAAAGCGGCUCGGCCCAGCUCCCACGGGGAAUACCGGCGGGACCGGGACCCGAAUCCCCGGGCCCAGAUCCCAAUCCUACCUGAGCGCCUCGGUCCCCGCGCAGCAGCCGCAGCAGCAGCCCCCGAUCCGGAUCUCCGCACCGCGCUCCGACCGCCGCAUCCCGAUCCCGGGGCCUUCGCUCGGGAGCCUCGCUCGGCGCCGUGCGAGCCCCGCCCGACGGCCGCUCCCGCGGGGACCGCUCGGAGCCCGGGGCGCUGCGGGGGGGCCGUGACCGUGGCCCGGGGGCCGAGCGCCGCCUGGGUCUGCCGGGGGUCCCGGGCGGUGCCGCCUGUCGCCCGUCGGUAUCGGGACCGGGACGGCAGGAGCCUGGCUUUCCUGAGCCCGCAGAGCCCCGUCCCGGUGUCUCCCCCGCGUCCCGGUGUCACCUUCCGCGUCCCGGCGCCGCGGGCGGGAGAGGCGGACAGGGAGCGAGAACCGCCGGCCCCGCGUUCCCGUCCCGCUCCGUCGGGCCCCGGCCCGCCUGCCCGCCCCAGGGUCCCCGAGCAGCGGCCGGGACCGCCCAGGCCCGGGGACACCGCGGCUCCCGCCCCGCCUCCUGCCCCCGGCACCUCCCCGGGAACGGCCCCGGGGCCUCCGGAGCCCGAGAGCGCGGCGGGGGCCCGGCCCGAGCCCCCGAACGCCGCGCUCCCGGCUCGUCACCCGCCGCCCAUCGGCGCCGGGGAGAGGCCCCGCCGGUGUCCCGGCUCCGGGAAGAGCCUCGGCCGCAGCUCGGGCUCCGCUGCGGAGCCCCACGAGGGAGCGCCCGAGCGCCGCUCUCAGCCCCGAAGCCGCCCCCGUGAGGCCGGGGCCGGGCCCGGACAGCGCCGGGCCGGGGCUCCCGUUCCGAGCGCUCGCACGCAGGAUUCGGGCUCUGUGCCCGGGCCCAAAAUGCAGCGCUUGGCCUCUGCUGGCAGAAAACCACGGGUGGGAUCAGAAGGCCGGGAGCCUCCCCUGACAGGACGCCACAGAACGCAGCCCAUCUGCAAUACCGCGUUAUCCCAGCAGUGCCAUAUCCCGUUAUCCCAGCCGGGUUUGCUGUGCCGCCUCCGGCUCACGGAGCGAUGCCGCUCGCGGCUCCCGGCGCUCCCGCGGCGCAGGAGCAGCCCCGGAUCCGCUCGGCCCGCGGGAACCGGAGCGGUGCCCGGUGCCCGGGCCGGAGCGGCAGCAGCGGGUGAGGAUCCGGGCGCUCCCGCCCGGGCCCUGAGCUCGGGCCGAGGGAGCUCCCAGCUGCGGCUCCCCAAGGACGGCCGCGCUCCCGUGCCACGGCAGCCGCCCCGCCUCUCUCGGGGACAGCGGCAGCUCUGGGAGAGGAACCGGAGCCCCGGCGGGCGGGGCUGGGCAGCGCCGGCACUGAGCCCCCCGCGGUCUCUGCUCGGGCUCCGCCAGGAGGAGGAGGCGGACGGGAGUGCCCGGGAGGAGCCGGCACUGCCGGCCGACAGCGCUGGGCCCGAGGGGAGAACUUGCUCUGUCUGUGCUCCUUGA
Messenger RNA from Melozone crissalis (California towhee), 1842 nucleotides. Its product is annotated as basic proline-rich protein-like. Lineage: Eukaryota; Metazoa; Chordata; Aves; Passeriformes; Passerellidae. The record is from RefSeq and is a predicted model, not a curated record. The coding region runs from base 1 to 1842 and encodes 613 amino acids. The transcript is spliced from 3 exons.